This is a messenger RNA of Rubroshorea leprosula, 1106 nucleotides long. NCBI's taxonomy places the organism in Eukaryota, Viridiplantae, Streptophyta, Magnoliopsida, Malvales, Dipterocarpaceae. The record is from the annotation of a GenBank genome assembly.
AUAGAAAGAAAUCAUCGAUUAAAGAAGUUACUUGAAAUAGAGAAGGCGUGCCUUUUCCGUUUUUCGAACAUUUUGAAAACUGAAGCCAUAAAAUUCCAUAAAUUGGUUUUAGAGAAUAGAAGAUGGAGGGGAAAAAUGGAUUCAGUUUGGGUUGCUCUAAAGAGAUCAAUAAAUUGUCAACCAGAGCCAUCAGAUGUGGUUAAUCCAAACAGAAUCCGGGGAAGAAAGCCAUUUCUAUGUGGGUCUUGUUGUUCAAAUGCUAGAGACAUCAUUCAUGUAGACAAGAGACGGACAGAGAAGAAGCCGACCACCUGUUUGACGAAAGUCCCCUCUGAUAUUUCUUGUUCACUUGACGCGGGGUCUCAUGGCUUUUUUUGCCAUAAAUGUGGUGGAAAGUUCUCAGAUUCGGAAGCUGUUGAAUCACAUCAUCUCUCCAAGCAUGCUAUCAUUGAACUUGCUAAAGGUAAUUCCACCAGGAAAAUUGUGGAAUUAAUUUGCCAAAGAAGCGAGAUAAAUUCCAAAAACAGUUGCCAGGGGAUUGAGAGGGUUUUGAAGGUUCAAAACAUGCAAAGAACUAUUCAUGAAUUUGAAGGUUACAGAGAAAUGGUAAAGAUUAAAGCUGGGAAUAUUUCUGAGGAAAAUUCACGUAACACAGUGGAUGGAAAUGAGGUUUUGAUGUUCUAUGGUGCAGCUGUAGCGUGUUCCCUUGGCAUGAAUAGAACUUCAAACUUAUGCACACUGGAUCAAUGUGGACUGUGUAAAACUCUGAGACAUGGAUUCUCCCUCAAGAAGGAAUCCAAUGGAGUCAUGGGUGUUUUUACUUCUUCCAUAAGUAAAAGUGCUUUUGAGCAUAUUGAAGUUGAUAAAGAAAACCAGACUCUCAAAAAAGCGUUGAUAGUCUGCAGGGUAAUCGCAGGUCGGGUUCACAGACCUUUGGAAAUUUCUCAGGAAAUUCAGGAUCUAUCCUGUUUUGAUUCCAUAGCUGGAAAACUUGGUCCAGAUUCAGACAUUGAAGAACUCUAUUCACUGAAUUCGAGAGCUCUUCUCCCUUGUUUUGUGGUAAUCUUCAAAGUUCAAAUCCUUUAAAGUAAAAUGCUCAUUAAUUG